GAUCAUUCUUCAAAAGAAUCAGGGACAAUUGAAUCUCCUCAUCAGGGAUUCAUCAAGUGGUAUCAGAGCAGAUCUGAAGGCUCUUGAUCUGGGUUUGAUUCUAAAACUUCUCUCUUUGUUUUUGGGAAUCUAUUUUCUAUUCUCUGCAAUUUUCUCAGAAAUCUCUUAUCUUUUUAUCUGUAUAAUCUGCAAGAGGGCCAACCAGAUUUUAAAAAAAAAAUAGAAAAGUUGAAGAGAAAUCCAACUUGGCUGAAGAGAAAUCCAGCCCUGGUGGUAAUGCCUCUUGCAAACAAAAAUCUUGCAAUCUGUCUAUCUCUUUCUUCUGUUUUGGGGUUGGGGUUUGUUCUCUGAAGCUUGAUCUUUGUUUCUUGCUGAGCUACUGGAUUCACAGAGAAAAUACACAGAAAAAUUCAGAGAGAAACACUUGAGAGUUUGUGAGGCUUUGGCUAUCUGUUAUUGUACUACUUUUUCUUGUUGAGAUUGUAACAGGAAACCAUGGCUGGGGAUGUCAGUAAAAGAAAGGAGGCACCAACUAUGAAAUAGAAUAAAUUUCAGAUGGAAGCAAUGAUGUCUGAGAUCAUGAGAAGAAUGAAAAAGUCUGAUCUUUUACAAAAGAAACAUGCUGAUGAUUUCUUUGAUAAUGUUUCUCAGGUUCAGAAGGAAGCUAAGACCAAAAGGAGUAGCCAGGAUGUAUCCAGUGCUACUAGACGUCCUGAGAGAAAACCACAGCCUGACCAAUUCAGUUCCUCCACAAAGAAUUUGCUAGAAAAAAAACAGCACUUGUUAAGUAAAGAAUAAUUGGGUUUUAACAAAUCUGAUUUGCUGCAGUUAAGGUCACGACCAGGGAGGCUGCUGGACACGCCUAUUAGGAGGAGCAGAGGGCAAUCUAAACAGUCUAGAGAAGAAACAAAACCUGUCCAUAGUCGUGAUGAUCAGGAGUUGAUGUGGGAGCUCUUAAGUGGAUGAGUAGUCCCCAAAACAUUAUUGAUAUGUGUAACCAGAUAUUCAAGGAUUUAGAGAAGGACGAAAGACAGAGCACACGGCCUUCCUCAAAGGUUACUGAGGCAAGGAGUUGUUGUAGCAAGCAGGAACAGAUUAUCCAAGAUCUGAAAACAGAGCCAUCUACGGUAAUAAAAGAAACUGAGACAGAAAAUGAGUUUUCUCUUUUCUCUUCUCAGUCUGAACUUGUUGUAAAUAAAACCUGUGAUGAACUAACUUUUUUUGAACCGGUGCAUCCGAGUAGCCUUGUUUCAGUGUCUCAGGUCUCAGAAUAAAACUCAGCAGAAGAAGCACAAAAGAGUUCACAACCAGAAGAAGUGUUGGAGCAGCCCAACAUUGAAGCAGAAACAUAUGCUAAGUCACUCUCUUUGAACUCUCAAGGGCACUAAACAAGCUUUUGUGGUUGUGGGUCGAGUCAGCACUGGCAUAGAAGCAAAACUAAAGGUGCUUUACGGGUCUGGAGCUAGGAAGUUCGCGAGAAGCUGUUGCAGCUCUUGGUUGACCUCUCACGAAGAUGAAUGCAGAUACUUUCAACCUGAACGAUGAUGACUAUUUGAGUGUUGAAGAUAUGAUGGCUGAGAAUGAAGAUGGGCAGAAUGCACAAGCUGAUUCUGUAACGAGUGCUGCUCAGGCUAGAGGGAAAGGAAGUUUGGUUUUUGAUCUGAACAAGUGCAUGUCUUGCACUGAUAAUUCUGGAUAUCUAGUCUCUGUUUUGAGUGUCCAGGAUCAACAUGUUCAGUCUCAAAGGAGUGUAAGACACAAGAGCAGAGACCAUGCUUAUCAGCCAGAGAUUUGGAGAUGGAAGUACUUGAGGAAAAUGACUUCAAAACUCCAAGGAAGUUUUUGUCCAAAACCUUACUUUGAUGAUGUUUCCAUGCUUAUUUUCUUGAUCGUUUAUCUCACUUCUUACUUGUUUCCUUUUGAUGUAGGAGAUACAGAUUUGAAGACAAAUCUUUUCAAAGGAGGAGGGGAUGAUGCAACCAUGGUUGAGCUAGAAGAUAAUUUGAAAUGGAUGCAAUCUCGUGGAUGCAACUCUGUGGAUGCUGAACUGGUGGAUGCAGAAACUCGUGGAUACAAUUCUAUGGAUGGAUGAAUGGAAAGCUUAAAGAUGAACCAGAGGCUGGAAUGGAGCAUAAUGAGCUUAUGUUGGCUAUGAAGAACAAGACAAACAAGCUGGAAAAGUUGUGGAUCAGAAUCAAGGAUGAGUUGGGCCUUUUUCAGCCAAAAGGAGAUCAAAUAUCCCAUAUAAGGAUCCAUUAUCUCUUGUGAUGAACCAGCCACGAAAUUAAAGUCUAUGAAACAAAGGGAGCAAUUGUUUGCUUGGUUUAUUCUGAACCAGAGCUAAACCAGUUCGAAAAUCAAGUCAAGGAUUCAGUCCAACCUAGUUUUCCUAAGUAUUUUCUUAUUCCUGCAAUUUAAGACUUUCCGUUUUCCUUCUCCUUCUCUACUUAAACUCUCUUUUGUUUCAUGACAAAAUAUUCACUCUUUUUAUUAAAACUUUAUCUCAAA
This is a messenger RNA of Brassica napus (rape), 2508 nucleotides long. RefSeq lists its product as uncharacterized. The transcript has 5 exons. NCBI's taxonomy places the organism in Eukaryota, Viridiplantae, Streptophyta, Magnoliopsida, Brassicales, Brassicaceae. The coding region runs from base 1514 to 2092 and encodes 192 amino acids. The record is from RefSeq and is a predicted model, not a curated record.